Molecule: messenger RNA, 1368 nt
Organism: Aspergillus nidulans FGSC A4
Lineage: Eukaryota; Fungi; Ascomycota; Eurotiomycetes; Eurotiales; Aspergillaceae
Product: protein lccA
Exons: 4
Coding region: 1-1368 (455 amino acids)
Molecular function (GO): oxidoreductase activity; copper ion binding
Source: RefSeq, a predicted model, not a curated record
AUGGUGCUCCUACGACAUCUACACAGCUACACUACAACCGUCCCCGAAACGGGCGUAAUUCGCGAAUAUCACUUUAAUCUCGAGCGGAUCACCGCAUUCUCCGAUGGCCGCGAGCGAUUCGCGCUGGUCAUCAACGACUCCAUCCCUGGGCCCACCAUAAAAGCCGUUGGGGUGAUACCGUGGUCGUCUAUGUCGCAAAUAGUUUGCCGGACAGCGUCAAAAAUGGCACCAGUGUGCAUUUUCACGGAGUGGCGCGCGAUGCAGUACGGCACAACCUGGUAUCAUAGCCACAUUGGACUCCAAGCGUGGGAGGGACUCUUUGGAGGCAUCGUGAUUCAUGGCCCUGCGAGUGAGAAUUACGACAAAGAUCUGGGGGUAAUGUUCUUGAAUUACUGGGAUAUAAGCACAGUUGACGAGCUUCGUGACUAUGCACAGUCAGAGGGACCACCAACGCUGGAUAACGUGUUGAUUAACGGAACUAACGUAUACGGCUCUGAUGAGGGUAACAAAACUGGACGGAGAUGGAACACUACGUUCGUCAAAAGCACAAGCUACAGGCUCCGCUUAGUGAAUGAAGCUGUCGACACACACUCCAAGUUCAUGGUUGAUAACUACACACUCACUGUGAUUGCGAAUGAUCUUGUGCCCACCCAACCGUAUGAGACAACCGUUCUUGAUAUUGCAAUGGGCCAACGCUACGAUGUCAUCAUCACCGCCGAUCAAGCCUCUGUGGCAGACAGUUUCUGGCUCCGAGCAAUCCCGCAAGAAGCCUGCUCUGAAAACGAGUCGUCCGAUAACAUCAGAGACGUCGGCCUACGACUACACGGACUCCUGCUCCGGCGAAGACCCCUCAAACCUCACACCGAUGGUGAACCCGCUAAGCGUCUCAAGCAGCGCCUUCUAUACAAGUCAGAAUCAGUGACACUCGGAACGAACACAGAGAAUCUCUUCCGUUGGAAGCUAAAUAGUACCUCGAUGCACGUUGACUGGACAGAUCCUAUCCUACUGGAGAUAUAUCGCAACCAUUCGGUAUCGACGUUUGCGAAUACUAGUGGCGUCGUGGAGCUCCCCAAAGCAAACGAAUGGGUCUAUGUCGUUAUCGAAACGGAGCUCACCGUUCCCUAUCCCAUCCAUCUGCACGGACAUGUCUCCGUCAUUAUUGCCCAGGGCACGGGAACUUACAAUAGUAGCAGUGACAACCUGAUCGACACACUGGGUGCGGCAAACCUGCCACGUCGCGACACAGCCAUGCUCAAGGAAACUGUGUACCUUAUAGUUGGAUUUUACACUGAUAACCCUGGUGCGUGGCUUAUGCAUUGCCAUAUUGGAUGGCAUACCGAGGAGGGGCUUCGCGAUGCAGUUUAUUGA